Molecule: messenger RNA, 798 nt
Organism: Aureococcus anophagefferens
Lineage: Eukaryota; Pelagophyceae; Pelagomonadales; Pelagomonadaceae
Exons: 3
Biological process (GO): protein phosphorylation
Molecular function (GO): protein kinase activity; ATP binding
Source: RefSeq, a predicted model, not a curated record
AUGGGCCUCAAGGACUUCGAGAUCCUCCACCGCCUGGGCAAGGGCUCCUUCGGCACGGUCUACAAGUGCCGCCGCGUCUCCGACGGCGAGAUCUACGCCAUGAAGCGCGUCAACAUCAGCCACAUGAAGGACGCGGAGAUCGGCGACGCGCUCACGGAGAUCCGCGUGCUCGCGUCCGUGCGCCACCGCAACGUCGUGCCGUUUUUGGAGUCGUUCGUCGAGAAGGGCCGCGAGCUCGUGCUCGUGCUCGACUUCUGCGACGGCGGCGACCUCGCGGCCGUCGUCGAGCAGGCGCGCAAGGCCCGGCGCCUCCUGGGCGAGGCGAAGAUCUGGCACUACGCCGUCCAGCUCGUCGACGGGUUGCGGUACCUCCACGGGCGGUCGAUCGUGCACCGCGACGUCAAGCCCGCGAACGCGUUCCUCACGGCGAAAGGCGAGGUCCGCAUCGGCGACCUCAACGUGUCCAAAAUCGUCAAGGACGACAAGGGCGGCCUCAUGAAGACGCAGAUCGCUAUCGGCACGCCCUACUACAUGGCGCCGGAGAUCUGGGCCGACCGGCCCUACUCGCGCGCGGCGGACGUCUGGGCGCUGGGCUGCACGGUCUACGAGCUCUGCUGCCUGCGGCCGCCCUUCCACGCGCGGUCCGUCGCCGCGCUCGGCAAGGCCGUGCGGUCCGGCCGCCGCGACGCGAUCCCGCGGACCUACUCGAGGGAGCUCCGCGACUUCGUCGACGGCAUGCUCCAGGUCAACGCGUCGAAGCGGCCGUCGAUCGACGCGCUCGCGGCGUCCGAGGUGUUG